UCUGAAUGCGGUGGUUCAGUGUCUAUCUCACACCAGAGGUCUGAGGGACUACUGUCUGGUCAAAGCCUACAGACAGGAGAUGUGCAGUAGAGAGGAACCACACCUCAUGGAGGCGUUCUCCCAGGUGCUGUUGAGUCUCUGGGAUGUGAACGAAGAAAACCAUAACACAGAAGUGAAUCCUGGGAAGUUCUACAGCAUCUUCAAAGAGGCGGUGCCUUACUUCAGCGGAUACAGUCAACAGGAUGCUCAGGAGUUUCUGAGGUUCUUAUUGGACAGGCUUCACUGUGAGAUCAACCGCCGGCCGUACGUCCGGCUCACCAGCCUGGAGCCUGAACCCAAAUGCACCACAGUCAGGAUUGACGAGCAGGCGUCUGCAAUGUGGAAGAGACACCUGGAGAGGGACGACAGUAAGAUCGUUGAUCUGUUUACAGGUCAGCUGCGUAGUUCUCUCCACUGCUCUGUGUGUUCUCACUACUCCACCUGCUUCGACGUCUUCUGUGACCUGUCUCUACCCGUCCCUAAGAGGAGUGCAGCAGGGGGCGGGUCUCUGAGGGAGUGUCUUGAUCUGUUCACACAGGAAGAGAAGCUGGACGAGGAGAACGCUCCCAUGUGCGAGAGGUGUAACAGACGGACAGAGAGCACCAAGAGGCUGACCAUCCAGAGAUUCCCACAGGUCAUCGUCAUGCAUCUGAACCGGUUUGCCAUGUCACGGUAUAUGGUGUGUCGGAGUACAGUGUGUGUCUCCUUCCCUCUGACCAGCCUGGAUUUGGGGCCCUACGGACCGGUCGACUGUGGUAAUCUCUGUCUCUCUCUCUCUGUCUCUACCCCUCUCUCUCUCUGUCUCUCUCUCUCUCUGUCUCUACCUCUCUGUCUCUCUCUCCUCUCUGUCUCUCCCUGUCUCUCUCUCUCUCUCUCUGUCUCUCUCUCUCUGUCUCUACCU
Molecule: messenger RNA, 940 nt
Organism: Oncorhynchus nerka (sockeye salmon)
Lineage: Eukaryota; Metazoa; Chordata; Actinopteri; Salmoniformes; Salmonidae
Product: ubiquitin carboxyl-terminal hydrolase 21-like
Exons: 7
Biological process (GO): protein deubiquitination
Cellular component (GO): cytoplasm
Molecular function (GO): cysteine-type deubiquitinase activity
Source: RefSeq, a predicted model, not a curated record